This is a messenger RNA of Plectropomus leopardus (leopard coralgrouper), 2322 nucleotides long. It is a transcript of the gene becn1, whose product is annotated as beclin 1, autophagy related. Gene Ontology annotation, cellular component: phosphatidylinositol 3-kinase complex, class III, type I; phosphatidylinositol 3-kinase complex, class III, type II; phagophore assembly site. Gene Ontology annotation, biological process: autophagosome assembly; cellular response to nitrogen starvation; mitophagy. Lineage: Eukaryota; Metazoa; Chordata; Actinopteri; Perciformes; Serranidae. Gene Ontology annotation, molecular function: protein-macromolecule adaptor activity; phosphatidylinositol 3-kinase binding. The record is from RefSeq and is a predicted model, not a curated record.
ACAACAAUAAGGAAGUAGGAAGAGAAGUCCCGAGCUGCAAAAUGCAAUAGUCACGUUAAAUAUAUUAGAAGUGAUUUAUAAUUUUUCGACGCGCUCAAGUUUGGAUUAUUAUGCGAUAGUUUUCGUUCUCGACAAGCGACAGUAGCGAUGGAGGGCUCCAAGUCGUCGAGCACGACCAUGCAGGUGAGCUUCGUGUGUCAGCGGUGCUGUCAGCCGCUCAAACUGGACACAUCCUUCAAUGUGCUCGACCGGGUCACAAUCCACGAACUUAUUGCUCCGUUGGUCACCGUGACUCCCAGUAAACAGGCUGACAGCACUGACGGGGAGACAGCACCAGAGGAGAACUUUGUAGAAAACAAGCAAGAUGGAGUGUCAAGGAAAUACAUCCCUCCUGCACGGAUGAUGUCCACAGAGAGCGCCAACAGCUUCACGCUGAUCGGAGAAGCAUCGGAUGGUGGCACCAUGGAAAAUCUUAGUCGUAGGUUAAAGGUGACCAGUGACUUGUUUGACAUCAUGUCGGGCCAGACAGACGUGGACCACCCGCUGUGUGAGGAAUGUACUGACACCCUGCUGGACCACCUGGACACGCAGCUCAACAUCACAGAGAACGAAUGCCAGAAUUACAAGCAGUGUCUGGAGCUGCUGUCACACCUGCAGGUGGAGGAAGAGGAGACUCUGCUUGCAGAGCUGCAUCAGCUGAAGGAGGAGGAGGAGGCUCUGGUCCAGGAGCUGGAGGCUGUGGAGGAGCAGAGGGCAGCUGUGGCUCAGGACCUGACUCAGAGCAGGACCCACUCUCAGCAGCUGGACACAGAGGAGCUACAGUACCAGAAGGAGUACAGCGAGUUUAAACGACAGCAGCUGGAGCUGGAUGACGAGCUGAAGAGCGUUGACAACCAGAUGCGUUACUGCCAGAUUCAGCUCGACCGCCUGAAAAAGACCAAUGUCUUUAAUGCCACAUUUCACAUCUGGCACAGCGGCCAGUUCGGUACCAUCAACAACUUCCGUCUGGGUCGACUUCCCAGCGUCCCGGUGGAGUGGAAUGAGAUCAACGCAGCCUGGGGGCAGACGGUGCUGCUGCUGCACGCCCUCGCCAACAAAAUGGGGCUGCGCUUCCAGAGGUAUCGCCUUGUCCCUUAUGGAAACCACUCCUACUUAGAGUCACUAACAGACAAGUCCAAGGAGCUUCCUCUGUACUGCUCAGGGGGCCUCAGGUUCUUCUGGGACAAUAAAUUCGACCAUGCCAUGGUGGCCUUUCUGGACUGUGUCCAGCAGUUCAAAGAGGAGGUGGAAAAAGGAGACACUGGCUUCUGUCUUCCAUACAGGAUGGAUGUGGAGAAGGGAAAGAUCGAGGACACGGGCGGCAGCGGUGGCUCCUACUCCAUCAAAACCCAAUUCAACUCUGAGGAGCAGUGGACCAAGGCGCUCAAGUUUAUGCUCACCAACCUGAAGUGGGGACUGGCCUGGGUCACCUCACAGUUCUACAACAGAUAAAGGACAAUACCUUGUGAUAUUGCGUAGUCACAUGCCCCUCUAAUGAAUGGAUUUCGUGUGAAUCUUAUUACUUGGCCAAAGGAAAAGAAAUGGUUAUGUGUGCACCAUUUUGCAAGUCUCUCCAGCACAAAAGAGUAAUGUUCAAGCUUGUCAGUCCAAAUUGUGUUUUUACAUGUUACAAAGAGGGGAUAAUUUGAUCUAUUUUGCUGAAAAGUGGAGUCGUUAAGUGAGGGCCCACUCUGGAAGCUUUUAAGACGGGCACAGGUUGUAGACACGUCCCUCAAAGCAAGCAGGAGGAGAUAACUACAUGUGCGACGUUUUGUUCCUUUUUAUCGUCUGCUUCGCUAAUUAAUAUCUGGCUUUUUUUCUGAAGAGCUGACGUUGUAUUAAGACAACCUCCCGCCUCCUCAGACUAGAAUGUAAUUUAAAAGAAAUCACCAAAUUUACUGCUAACCACUUUAUCAAGUUCAAGGUAUCCUUGCUCUCCUGUUGCACUGCACACCUUUGAAAUCACUGUGUAACUUUCUCCACAGCGAGAAAAAAUGUCCCAAUUAUAUAAGCUGUUAGAGUGUGAUGUGAUAAUUAUGGUCAAGGAUUUUUAAUAGAUUAACACUGUUUAGUAUUCAACAAGAGUCAGUAUUUCAUAAACUCGAAUGCAGUUUUCCAGUUACAUUUGUACAUUGCAAGUAAACUGUUGUAUUUAGAGGUACACUGAUAAUAGCUCCAUUGUGUUCAUACUCUGCACAUCACAUUCAUUUGACUGCUUUAGAUAUAAUGGAUACUUUUAACAGUGGGAUAUCAGUUAAUAAAACAUUUCAUGCUGUGAAAAAA